UCGUACCUACUAACGCCGCUAUGAAGUUGACAAUAUAUUAUGAUUUCCACGUUCAUAAACUGACAGUCGACGAGUGUACUCAUUGUGAGUCAUGAUAAACAACAUGGUAUGAUCUCAAAGGUCCAGAUUGGGUUCAAAGUCUGAGCAACACGUCACUUGCUUACCCCUAAUUGUCAUUCAAUAUUUAAAUUAUGAAUAAGACACACCUCACUAAGUUACGUUCUAAACCAACCGUCAAGAAGUUACGAUCCUAACCUUGUUGAUUAUAAUAAUAUCAUGAUGCAUGGGUGUACUCGGUGUCUUAAAAAUCUUGGUACAUGUGCAGAAACUAAUGGCAUAAUACAUCUCCAGAAUGAGUCAGUUUUUACCCUACCUCCCUUUUUUUGUUAUUAUUGUUGACGACUGUUCGGAAAAUGCACCGCGUCCAUCGUACUUACACUUGACUCCAGUAAAAGUCGACAUUUUUAAAACACAAAUAUGCUUUUGCGACUGUCAGUUAAUGAAUGUUGAAAUUAAUAUUCAUCACGAUUUACUAUGACAAGACGGUCAGGAAAGCAAAAAAUAAAUAAAAAAUAAAUAAUAAUAAUAAUAAACCCAAGCGGGUUCUGGGAAAGAACAUAUUGUAACCGCUUGCAAAUGUUUGUUAAAGCCGUGAAAAAUAAGAAGAUCGAAUAACGGAACAGCCAUUUCCCGAAAAAUUUAGCAUAUUUGAUCGUAGGUACUCGCGGUAAUCGUUAAACAUCGAAAUCUAUUUGGAAAAUUUAUUUGGUCUGCGUUAUUUGGUUGCAAAGCAGCUUUGAAACCGAUUAUUUCCGAUUGAUAUAAUAUAAUUUAAACCGGUUGAUUAAAGCGAUUCAGGCUGUAGAGUUCUUCUAAAAAUAUACGAAUAUUAUCUGAUAAACAUCGAAAUCAAAGUGUAUGGUCAUUCAAAAUUAUAGAAAAAAAUCACUUGUUAAUAAUGGUAUUAUGAUCUAUAAUCACGAAAGGACGUCGUGGUGACAUUAAUACAGUUGAUAUUAUCUAUUCGAUAGUCGGUAGAUUUAAACCCCGAUACUCAAUGCGCAUAAUAUAUUAAAAACGAUCGUUACGUCGGACGACUGUUGUUGACGGUUAUUAAUCGCUGCUGGCACGCGCUCGACAGUGUACCCACGGGACAGCCGUAGCACGUUGACGCGGUUGGCCACACUGAGUCAUCAGAGAAACUGGCUUCGAAGCGUUUAUACAGUCGUUCGUCAGUACUCAGUAUCCGUAUAAAAUCUUUUCAAACGUUACGCGGCCUACGACAUUUUAUGAUUUUCGUUUAUCUCACCGUUUGUCCGAGAAAAACGUCCGACAACUCGGAACAAAUGAGAUCCAACCGGCAUAUAAAACGCAUUAAAAGAUAACUCGAAAAUGGAUUCAUUUACGAUUAUUUUGACGACCAUCAUCAUACUUUACGAACUCACGAAUGCAUUGGGCGCGGCGGCCACCGUUUGCGAUAACGGAAUGGCUUGCAAAUGCAUCAAUAACACCGUGUCGUGUAUGACGUUAGAACAAGAUGGAGAAAUUGUCCUCCCGUACGGCUCAGAAAUCGUACGUUUUGACGACGUCCCUAUCGCGAUCAUCAACAACACCACGUUUGCAAAUGGGAAACAACUGCGGGAAAUUACAUGGGUGGCGAGCAAGAUAAAAUCAGUUGAAGCCUUAUAUCACAAUGAUCUUAAGUACUUAGAUUUAUCUAGAAAUAAUAUUUUUAAACUGUCGGAUGAUACAUUUCACAACUGUCCUCGUUUAGAGUACAUAGACCUGUCUGACAAUCAACUAAAUAUUUUAUCAGACGAUUUAUUUAUAGACACUAGCUCACUGAGAACAGUCAAUUUAGAAAAUAAUAAUUUUAAAUCAAUAUCAGAAAAUUUGUUCAAACAUACUAUCUAUUUAAAAAACCUGAGUAUAGGUAAUCCAAAUUUAUCUUUACUAGAUAAACAUUCAAUGACAAACUUGUAUAACCUGGAAUACCUUAGUAUACAAAAUAGUGGAAUAAAAAAUCUCAAUCAAAGUUCCUUCGGUGAACAUAUGUAUCUAUAUAGUGUCAUAUUGAAUAACUGUACACAUUUAUCAUCAAUUGACAACGAUUUCUUUAGUUCAUCGCCAAACAUCAAAGUGAUAGAACUCAAUGAUUGUGGAACAAUUGAUUCUUUACCACCUAGCAUUGUUUCUCUUAAGAACCUACAACAUUUACAAAUGUCAAAUACACAUAUUCAGCCAAAUUGUAAAAAUGGAUGGUUUAGCCAAUGGUUUGAUAAUAAAACAACUACUGUAGUUGGUUAUGAAAAGUAUUCAAAUUUUAUUGAAACACUUAAUGAAAUUAACUGCCCACCAAAUAUCUACUAUACAAACAGUCCUAUUACAUUACAGUUAACCAAAAAUGGAAUUAUUAAUUGUAUGGCUUAUGGAAAUCCACUUCCAGCAAUUACUUGGUUAGUGCCAGGUGGAUUAACAUUUCAUGAAAAUAAACAAGCCGAUAUAAAUAUAUCACACCAUCCAAACAUCCAUAUCUGGGAUCUAAAUCAAAUAGUUAGUCAAUCACUUUUAACUGACAAAAAUGGAUCUUUACAUAUUCUACGAAUGCUAAGAACUCAUAUUGGUAAUUAUACUUGCUUUGUAUCAAAUAAAUAUGGAAACAGUUCAAAACUAGUGGAAGUACAUCUAGACAGUGGAGUAUUUUUCAGUAUCAAAAUAAAUGCACUGUUAUUAGGAAUAUCGUCAGCACUAGGAUUUUUAAUGCUAACUAUAUUAUGCUGUGCUUUCAAGCUAUUAUUAAUAAGACUGAAUUGUAUAAAAAAAAAGGGUCAACAGACAGAAACAGAAAUGGGAUCUACAGAAAAGCCAAAAAUUUUUCCAGCAGAUGUUUAGUUAUAAUCGCUACAAGAAAUAUUGUCUUUUGGUCAACAUUAAUCCAUGUUUGGACUAUCUGCUAGUCCAAUUGACGGAAGUGGAAUUAAAUUGGAAUCUGCAUACAUUAAGAUGAAUGUUUUGUUUGUAAUAAAUAAUAAUAAAAAAAAAUGUUAUGUUGUUCAAUUAUAUUUCCAUAUUAUUGUUUAAUGAAUGUAGAUUUUUGUAUUAUUUUUGUAUAAUAAAGUAAAAUAAGGGAUAUUUAUUAUAUUAAAUGAAAAAUAUAAUGAUUUUCAUAUAUUUUACAACAAUUGAUUAACAGGUAAUACAAACAUUUAAUUUAAUGUAUCUAUUUUUUAUAGAGGAUAGUAUACACACUCAUCUACCUUACAGUAGGUGUCAAUGUACCUCGACUUUGACUUACUGUAAUGUAUGUGUAAAAUUUAAAUUCAUUGCUAGGAAUAACAGAUCUGUGUGAAGAUUAUCUGUCAGCCAUUAUAACUUAGUGUAUUUUAUGAUAAAUUUAUCUUGUAUUAUAAUAAAUUAUUUUACUAUAUAAGUAAUACAGUAGGUUGAAUUAAUUUUUGUUAAAAAUAUUGUAUUUGAAAAUGUCAUUAUAUAGACAAUUUUUUUUUUUUAAUUGCAUAUUAUGGAAAUACAAAAUAUAAUAUAUGUUAAGUUUCAAAAUUGUUAUGUUUAGUUUAAAUAUCAUAUGACCUAAAUAUUUGAUUUAAUCCAAAUUCAACCAAAAUGUCUAGAAAUAAUUCUGUUUUUAUAUAUUUAAGGUAUGAAACUUAUAGGGAAAUUUGUAUUCAAUUUUAGAUUAACUAUACAAAGCAAAGCUUUAUAGAUUGGAAAUUAUAUACAUUUUUUACUAAAACAA
Molecule: messenger RNA, 3754 nt
Organism: Myzus persicae (green peach aphid)
Lineage: Eukaryota; Metazoa; Arthropoda; Insecta; Hemiptera; Aphididae
Product: leucine-rich repeat and fibronectin type-III domain-containing protein 5-like
Exons: 4
Coding region: 1393-2892 (499 amino acids)
Cellular component (GO): extracellular matrix
Molecular function (GO): protein binding
Source: RefSeq, a predicted model, not a curated record